CAAUAUAUUGCUAGACCAUAUGAGAAUUACUAGUUCAUUGACAAUUCAACAGUCGAGCAAAGAUGAACACCCAGUUAUUUCCAAUCCGGCAGUGAUCGCGUCGAGAUGAGAUUCUCGCCUCGGAAGCGCCGUCGCUUCGGCAGCAACGAAUCCUUCACCCCUCGAAUUGUUUCAUCAUGGUAGCACCGCAUCGCAGCCAUGUCCCCGUUCGAACCUCUCCGGCCCCUGGCCAACAACGUCUUUCUCUACGAGCCUCAGCUCAAUGACCGUCGGCCUCGCGAGGAUCCUCCCCUGAUCAUUCUGUGCACGUGGGUCGGAGGCGCCAUCCCCCGACACAUCAACAAAUACGUCGCCCCCUACCUCCAUCUCUACCCGCAUUCAUGCAUUCUUCUCAUCACCACCCACAUUCUCGAUAUCAGCGUGCGCUCCUUCGCCGCCGUCCGCGCCCGUCUGAAGCCUGCCCGGGACGCCAUCCGUCGGAUCUUGGGGCCUGAGGGCGUCGGCGGCGAUACCAAUGCCAGUCCCGGGCCGGGGCCGGGAGCUUUACUUCAUAUCUUUUCGCACGGAGGAUGCAACACGGCGGUCCAGUUAGCGCUGUCCAUGGGUGAGGAUGAAGGGCAAAGAGGGCUGCGACAUCUACCGGUUCAGGCCGUCAUCUUCGACUGCUGUCCCGGGGACGAUUCCUUCCUGCGCAUGUACAAUGCGGCCGCGGUGUCGUUUCCCAAGGCGUUUCCCCUGGGAACUUUCGAGAGUGUGCUGCUCUACCCGUCCAUCGCGGCGAUCUUUGGCCUGCAGCGUGCGGGUUUCAUGCACUCGGUGCGUCAGUUACGAGAGCAGAUGAAUGAUCGGACGGUGUUUGGGUCUGCUCCGCGGCUGUAUCUGUAUUCGGCGGCGGAUGACAUGGUGCCCUGGUAUGACGUCCGGGCGCAUGUAGACGAGGCAAGGUCCCAGGGAUUUCAGGCAGAGGGCUUAAUGUUUCGGGAUAGUCCGCAUUGCGCGCUGAUUCAGGAGGACGCGGCUCGGUACUGGGGGGCGAUUCAGGCGUUUUGGCGGGGAGAGCGGCAGGAAGAAGAGAGGGCGAGUAAACUGUAGAUAUAUAGAUCAUGCCGUGUUAAAUGUGUCAGAUAGAAUCCUAGAUAUAAUGCUAGAUACCUU
This is a messenger RNA of Aspergillus steynii IBT 23096, 1155 nucleotides long. Its product is annotated as TMEM53 family protein. Bases 199 to 1092 code for a protein of 297 amino acids. The record is from RefSeq and is a predicted model, not a curated record. Lineage: Eukaryota; Fungi; Ascomycota; Eurotiomycetes; Eurotiales; Aspergillaceae. The transcript has a single exon.